Molecule: messenger RNA, 1219 nt
Organism: Micropterus salmoides (largemouth bass)
Lineage: Eukaryota; Metazoa; Chordata; Actinopteri; Centrarchiformes; Centrarchidae
Gene: spi1a
Product: Spi-1 proto-oncogene a
Exons: 5
Coding region: 176-958 (260 amino acids)
Biological process (GO): cell differentiation; regulation of transcription by RNA polymerase II
Cellular component (GO): nucleus
Molecular function (GO): sequence-specific DNA binding; DNA-binding transcription factor activity, RNA polymerase II-specific
Source: RefSeq, a predicted model, not a curated record
UGGAUGAUACGUACGUAGAGUGUAUAGGGUCUGGGCUUAUUUCUCACUUUCAGUUCCCAUUUGUAUGGUGAAGUCAGAGCUCAGGGACGUUGCGUGUUUCUCUGUGAAGCAAUAAGAAAAAGUUAAUAUUCAUCAUAAGCUUAAAGAACCAAGAGUCUCAUGCUGCCUUGUUUACAUGAUGGAUAGCUAUGUCAUAUCGUCAGCCUCAGAGGCAAUCACACCGAAUGAACCAGAAGAUUAUCGACCACCUGCAGAGCUAUAUCCCUACCUCACCAAUGUGGGGGAGAUGUAUGAAGACCAUAGAUGGACCUUCCACUCUGAGCGUGUCCAGCCAACGGACUUUGAGAAUUCUCCAUUGAAUCCCCUCACAGAGCUUCAGCCUGUGUCUCCGCAACAACUGAUACAACCCUACCGCUACAGCAGCGAGUCUCUGCCCCUUCACCUGGACCCACCACUCGGACCUCUCUCUGUGUCACCACAAAUCCCAUAUUACACCCCAACUCUGUGCUACCAAUACCAACCCUCUGCCUCGCCUGGCCAUUACUACUCAGAAGGGGAACAAAGAGGAAUCAGUCCCCCGCUCGAGGUAUCAGAUGGGGAGGAUGAAUUUGAAGACCACAACAACUCCUCCUUCAGGAAAGACACUAACAACAAGAAGAAAAUCCGCUUGUACCAGUUCCUCCUGGACUUGCUAAGAAACGGUGACAUGAGUGACAGUAUCUGGUGGGUGGACCAGGACAAGGGCAUCUUCCAGUUCUCCACAAAACACAAAGAAGUUCUGGCCAGCCACUGGGGUAUUCAGAAAGGAAACCGCAAAAAAAUGACCUACCAAAAAAUGGCUCGAGCUCUGAGGAACUAUGGUAAAACUGGAGAGAUUAUAAAAGUAAAGAAGAAGCUAACCUACCAGUUCAGUGAGUUAGUGCUGAGGAACCUCUACUUACGUCAGCAUCCUCACUGAUGAGGGAACAAAGGUUGUCUUUCAUAAUGCUGAAAUCACUAAACUAGCAAAGAUUGUGUUUUACCUGUUUGCAAUUUCACUUAGUUUUUCCACCAAGUUUUCUUACCUAUUUAUUUGUGAUGCCAGUGUACAUCCUCUACGGCAUGUGCUUCCAUAAACUGCUUCAUUUCAUACUCAAAUUAUGUUUGUAUGUUUAUGUCUGUGCAAGGAUUAAAGGCCGAUUAAAGAUCAGGGACUAUAAAAAAGAAUGAUUUUACAUUA